Entamoeba dispar SAW760 is the source of this 1098-nucleotide messenger RNA. RefSeq lists its product as uncharacterized. The transcript has a single exon. Gene Ontology annotation, biological process: RNA 3'-end processing. Gene Ontology annotation, cellular component: TRAMP complex; nucleolus. Gene Ontology annotation, molecular function: poly(A) RNA polymerase activity; mRNA binding. NCBI's taxonomy places the organism in Eukaryota, Evosea, Mastigamoebida, Endamoebidae. The record is from RefSeq and is a predicted model, not a curated record. Bases 1 to 1098 code for a protein of 365 amino acids.
AUGUUUAUUCCAAUAACACCUCAAAUCAACGACUAUGCCUUUGGUCGUUUUCGUGAAUUGCCAUCACCACUAUUUGGAUCAACACCACCUUGGCUUAUGCAAAUUCCUGUUAAUCACAAAAUAUCAUUGGGAAGUGACAUUAUUCAUUUUAUUAAAUUUAUUCAACUUAACCCUUCAGAAAAAGAUAAAAGAAAACAACUUAUUAAACAAGUAACUAAAGUUAUAGAUUCUUUAAAAAUAAUUAGUAAGAAUGGAAAACCAAAAGUAAGUUUUAUUUCACCACAAACACCAUCAUGUGUAACAUUAUACGGAAGUGAAAAAUCAAAUUUGGCAUUACCAUUUAGUGACAUUGAUAUAUCUCUUAGUGGUGAAUUUAUUAAUGUUAACUCUACAAUAGCUUUUCAAUUUAUAUCUGAUGCAUUGGCAAAUGCUUGUAUAUGUAAUGAAGUAUUAUCACUUCCAUUAGCACGAAUUCCAUUAUUAAAAAUGAAAGGAAUUCAAGAUGAAAUUAAUAUAGAUAUCUCAAUAGAUAACCAAAAUGGAAUUGAAACUACAAAACUUAUAGGAAGAUUAUGUCAUAAAAACUCAAUGUUAAGGCCCCUUGUUAUUCUUAUUCGAUAUUUAUUACACCAAGCAGGAUUUACAUCAGUUAUGAAUGGUGGAUUAAAUACAUUUAUGAUAACUCUACUUGUAUAUUCAUUUCUAGAAAUGUAUAAUACUGGAAAUAUUACUGGUGGUAUUCCAGAUAACGAUAUAGGUAGUGUAUUUAUUACUUUUCUUCAACACUUUGGCUAUGACUUUAAUUACUCAAAAUAUGGAAUAAGUGUUGGUGUUGAAUGUUCAUAUUUCGAGAAGGCUUCUAGGGGAUGGCUCGACUCAAAAAGGCCUUGUAUGUUAACUAUAGAAAAUCCAUUUGACGAAACUUCAAAUCUAACACCAAACGUAUACCUAACACCAUCAAUAAAAACAUAUUUUGCAAACUGUUUACAAUGGAUUUUACCAUCUAUGGGAGAUGAUAUAUAUUUAUUUCUUCCAUCUAAUUCACGACUUGCUCGUAUCAUUUCAUUACCCGAAGAGUUACUUAACAGAAAUAAAUGA